UUUUUAUGCUGACUGUGCAGUUAGCCGCAGAAAUUGCUAGACGGCCGAGGUGUUCAAAAUAUCUACACACGUUCUUUAUUCUCUAUAGGUACCUACAAAUGGUACAGUAAACCUUUACAAAGCAAAGCAGUUUUUGUUCAAAUCAUUUUGAAUUCCUGACCCGCUUAGUUACUUUGCUACUGACUGUACAGUCGCCAUCAGAUACAACGGAGCGGCCGAGGUGCUCAUAAAUAUCUGAACACACAAGGUACUUAAACUAGAACCUUUGUACCAAAACUAUGUGUUACUUUUAUUUAAAGUUACAUGUUAAUGUUGUAUUUCUUCUACAAUAUUUUUAAUUAACGUAAAUUGUAAAAGACUUAAUUUCGAGGAAUGUUUUUUUUUGUAUCUACCUUUUAUGAUUCGAACGAUAGAGACACACAUAACCAAAUUUAAUUUCUACGAAGUAACCAAAGCUGUACCAUCUAUGAUUACCACUCUCCAUAGAAUCAUCGCCUGCGUCACUAUUACCUAACAACUUUCUAUGACACGCUUACUAGAUACCUCUAGCCGCUAGUCAUUUGUUUGUUAUCUAAACAUUCACUCGUCUCUAACCGGACAUUCUAAAUUUGAAAAUCGAAUUUAAAAUAACAACUUUGGUCUAUUUGAAAUUUUAUGUCGGUUGUUUAAAACAUUAUGUGUUCACAUCUUAAAGUAAUAUGGAAAAUAAUAAUGACAAAAAGGAAUUCAUUCGUUUAGGAUUUUUUUGAGUGUGUAACGUAUGUAACAUGUAGAAAAAAACCUGAACGGUAAAACCUAAGUGGACAAACUAAAUAAACCUGUGGUUAAUUUUUUUUAUUUAAAAACACAAGCUUUAAACAAAAUUUAGAGAAUAAAAAAAUAUAACGAUGUGGUUCUUUCUGUUACUAGUGUUGUGCUUAGUGUAUUCGUUAUGGCGUUUGCGGUACUUCUCAUCGAAUGGCGUGAAGACUCUGGUACCGGUCCCGUUUUUGGGGAAUUUGACGGCGGUUACAUUUGGACGAGAGAACUUUGUAGAGGUUAUUGAAGCUGGUUAUAAUAAUUUCAAAGAUCAGAGAUAUUUCGGCAUUUACCAAUACCACGUGCCUACCCUCGUACCUUGCGACCCGGAGCUCAUCCGCCGGAUCAUGGUGGCAGACUUCGCGGCCUUUAGCGACCGAGGAGUCCACAUCGACCAGGACUGCGACCCGCUGUUCGGAAGGAACCUCAUCAUGCUAAGAGGUUCAAGAUGGCGCACAAUGCGCGCGGCGCUGACCCCAGCGUUCUCCGCGUCGCGCUGUCGCAGCAUGGCGCCUCUCAUGGCGGUCUGUGCACGUAACUUACAUAUACAUCUGCGCGAGCGAGUGCGACAAGAUACAGAGCUAGAUGUCGAUGAGAUUUCUACGGCAUAUGUGAACGAUGUGAUCGCUUCAUGCGCGUUUGGAUUUGCGACGGACUCCCUCCAGGACCCGCACAACUGCAUCUUCCGGCUGGCGAAGCGAGCUGUUGUCCAGGAUACUACACAGAUCAUGAAGUUCUUCGGCUAUGAGAAUAUGAAGACAAUCAUGCAGUUGCUGAAAGUGAAAAUAAUAAAGUCCAGUGACGCCGAACAGUUCGGCGAGCUGUUUAAGUCCGCGCUGCGCGCGCGGCGCGGCGGAGCCACGCCGAGGCCGGACUUCAUACAGACGCUCGUGGACGCCGCCGGCAAAACGGCGUCAGGCGCUGAGAAUUUCGCCGACGACGACUUGGUCGCCCAGGCUGUCCUGUUCUAUAUUGCCGGCUACGACACGACGGCAAAUCUCAUCAAUUAUUUCCUCUAUGAAAUGGCUACCAACCCUACUACACAGGAAAAACUGCAGAGUGAAUUGGACCAGUUACCAGGGUCACAGGAGGACAAGGAAGCAUACGAUAAUGUCCAGGGGUUGGAAUACUUGGACAUGUGUGUCUGCGAGGUUCUGAGGUUGUGGCCCCUGGUCGGUGCCGCAGAUCGGCGCUCGGUUGCGCGCUACGACUUUGGCCCAAGCCAGCCCGAUGGAAAUACUCACUUUGUUGCAGAAGCGGGCGUGCACAUAUGGCUACCAGUAUAUUCCCUGCAUCGCGAUGCACGCUACUGGGUCGACCCUCACCAGUGCGAUCCGGAGCGCUUCUCCUCUACCAACAAGCACAAGAUUCUACCCUACACAUACAUGCCGUUUGGUACUGGGCCUAGACACUGCAUCGGGUCCCGUUUCGCGACAACAGCAGCAAAAGUGUUCCUGUCGCAGUUCCUACGGCACUACAGCGUCAGCGGCGGCUCAUCACGAAAACUUGACCCCAGGGCCUUCAUUCUGCGACCCAAAGACGGCUUCACUCUCACUGUUACUCCGAGGAACAACCACAUAUGAUUAUUAUUAUAUAUA
Molecule: messenger RNA, 2396 nt
Organism: Cydia pomonella (codling moth)
Lineage: Eukaryota; Metazoa; Arthropoda; Insecta; Lepidoptera; Tortricidae
Product: cytochrome P450 9e2-like
Exons: 11
Coding region: 888-2381 (497 amino acids)
Molecular function (GO): oxidoreductase activity, acting on paired donors, with incorporation or reduction of molecular oxygen; iron ion binding; heme binding
Source: RefSeq, a predicted model, not a curated record